AUGUCCAACACUCACCUCACCGUCCCCGGCAGCAAUGCCAAGCUCAUGGUCGCUCCUCCUCGCAUCAACCUUCGCCGCGCCAAGUCGUACAACGCCAACGACCAGGCACCUCUCUCGGCCACCUCGUCCACCUUCAACUUCAACCACCUCCUCUUCUCGCCGCCGCCCUCACCCGCCCUCCCCCCGCUCGUCCCCCGCCGCAAGAGGGCGGCCAGCGACCUGCUGCGGAAGCCGACCCCGAGUCGGCUGCUCCGCCUCGGCGUCUGGACCACCAUACUCUUCUCGACACUGUACGUCCUGGCCUUCGCCCUGCUGAACCAGGAUGCCAUGGCUACCGUCCGCUCCCACCUCGGCUCCGAGACGUUCGACAUGGUCGCCCUCGACGCCGUGCCCGACUUCCCCACGCCCAUCGUCACCACCGACGCCAAGGGCCAGGCCAGGUGGACCUUCUUCGUCCCGCCCACCUACAGCUUCCCCCUGGCCUCGGACCAGUACGCCGCCAUGGGCCGCCACUGCCGCGAGGCGUCCGCCCAGGUCCAGGACAUGCACCGCAAGUCGCCGCUCUCGGACAAGACGCUGCUCAAGCACGACGCCCCCGAGGCCUACUUCAUGGACGUGGCCGAAGCCGAGAAGUCGGGCCUGCUGCCGGAGCCGCCGCGCAAGGCGAGGUGGACACGGCACGGCCUCGGCCACUUCGUCGGGCUGGAUGACGCCGCGGGCGCAUCGUCUGACGGCAAGAACGCCUACCAGCAGCACCAGCUGCUGCCCAUCUGCCAGAGCUCCAUGACCUACGUCCUCGACAACACGGACGCCGGCAUGGGCAACGAGCUCAUGAUGCUCUGGGUCUUCUACGGCAUCGCCAAGCAGGAGGGCAGGGCCUUCUUCAUCGACGACUCCCGGUGGGCCUACGGCGCCUACUCGGACAUCUUCCAGCCACCGCCGCCGCCCAUGUGCCGCCCCCCACCCCGGCACCACAUGGUCCCCUGCCCCUUCCAGGCGCGCCACCUGGUGGUGUCGGGCGCUUCGGCCGACGACGUGGCGCCGCCCCUGAUGGCCAAGUACCGGCGGCACAACGGCACGGGUGACAGGGUGCGCGACGUGUGGAACCUCGCGCACGCCGGGUACGAGGCCCUGUUCCGUAUCAACAAGGACGACGGGGCGUACGUCGAGUCGCGCAUAGGCGAGCUCAGGAGCCGGUCCAGGAAGGGCAUAACCGCCCCGGACGCCCCCGUCAUCGGGCUGCACGUGCGCCGCGGCGACCUGCACCCGAUAGAGUACCAGUACCGCGACACCUACAUACCCGCCGAGGUGUUCCACGACAAGGCUGCCCAGCUGGCGGCCGCCACCGUGCGGACCGGGACCGGAGACGAGAGCGCCGGUGGCCGUCCCGGCGACCUCAUCAUGGUGCUCGCCUCCGACGACCCGACCAUGCAGAACCAGGCCGACUUCGCCACGGCCGUUCCCGCCCAGCAGAGGAUCCGCCUGGCCUCCAACGACCAGGGGAAGCCCCAGCACCUCAACGACAUGAUCCACCGCUUCGUCGAGGAAGCCUCGGGCUGGGAGGGCGGCUUCUUCGCCCCCAUCUUCUGGAACCUCGGCAAGGAGCGGAGGAACAACGCCGCCAACGCCCCGGGCGGUGUCGAUGUCGGCGGCGGCGACGCCACCGCCCCCGUACCCGAACAGACGCUCAAGCUGCGCAGUCUCCUGGGCAGGGCGUACGUCAUGGACCUGGCUGUCCUUGCGCGGGCUAGCGACGGCAUCGUAUGUGCCGUCAGCGCCAUGGGGUGCAGGCUCCUGGGGGCCAUGAUGGACUGGGACAAGGGCGUGGGAGGUAACGGAUGGGUCAAUGUAGAUGGCCACUAUGGCUGGACGGCUCUCGACGGAUGGUGA
Molecule: messenger RNA, 1890 nt
Organism: Geosmithia morbida
Lineage: Eukaryota; Fungi; Ascomycota; Sordariomycetes; Hypocreales; Bionectriaceae
Exons: 1
Coding region: 1-1890 (629 amino acids)
Biological process (GO): protein N-linked glycosylation
Molecular function (GO): alpha-(1->6)-fucosyltransferase activity
Source: RefSeq, a predicted model, not a curated record